AUUGAAGAGGACUUUAUCAUGGCUAUCCUUUCAGACUCGGUAGCUUUUCUUGCACGAAAUGUACCAAGCAUUCUUCUUCUCGUGGGUAUAGCUCAUCUCAUCCGCAACUACUUUACACCAGGAGCAUCAUCAGUGCCUGGUCCUUUUCUUGCCAAGCUAUCAAACCUCUGGAGGUUCAUCGACGUGGCCAAUGGCCAUGCUGAGGUCACUCACCAAAUGCUCCACCGGAAGUAUGGUGACUAUGUCCGACUGGGCCCAAAUGUAGUGAGUGUACGUGAUUUAGACGCUCUCAAGAUAAUAUAUGGUAUCAACCAGGGCUACAACAAGACCGAUUUCUAUAAAGUUCAACAGCAACUUGCCAAGGGCAAACCGACACCUACAUUGUUCACGACAACAGACGAAGACUUCCAUACCUCGAUCAAGCGGCCGAUUUCGGCUGCGUACUCUAUGAGCACUUUGACAGAGUUCGAGCCAUUCGUAGACACGAUAAUCCAUACGUUGUUUCGAAGGCUGGAUGAGUUUGUUGUCCACGGAAAAGUUUGUGAUAUCUCGGCCUGGUUACAGUACUACGCCUUUGAUGUAAUCGGUGAAAUGACCUUCAGCAAGCCUCUUGGAUUCUUGGAGAAGGGUGGUGAUAUAGAUGGAGUCAUUUCUGCGCUCGAACAUAUGCUUGACUACUCAGGAAAGAUCGGUCAAAUGCCAUGGCUGGAUUAUUUGUUCAUCAAAAAUCCUCUGAGGCAACUUGUCCGUGGCGGGUCCACUGGUGCGGUGGCUCGUUUUGCGCGUGCCCGACUGGAUGAAAGACUUCAACAGAUGUCAACAGUAUCGAAGGAGGGCGGUGCUCCGUCAUCACAAUUGCACAAGGACUUCCUUGCUCGCUUCCUAGAUGCGAAGCGAGCCCAUCCUAGUGUAGUGACCGAUGAUCAAGUAUUCUCAUACACCGUGAGCAACAUGAUUGCCGGCUCUGACACGACAGCCAUCUCCUUACGCGCGAUCUUAUACUACACCCUCAGGAACCCAAAAGUCUUGUCAAAAAUAAAUCGAGAACUCAACACGGCAUACAAGGAAAGAAAGAUCACCCUCCCUGUCUCCUGGAAGCAGAGCCAAGAAGAACUGCCGUACCUUGACGCCGUGAUCAAAGAAGCUCUGCGUUUGCAUCCCGCCGUGGGACUCCUCUUGGAGCGCAUUGUCCCCGCUGGUGGUCUGCAGCUGCCCAACGGUGGGCCCUUCUUACCAGCCGGGACAAUCGUCGGUGCUAGUCCCUGGAUUAUUCACCGCCACCCGCUCUUCGGAAAAGACGUCGACUUGUUUAUCCCUGAAAGAUGGAUGCAGGCGAAUACGGAGUCGGAUGCUGAAUUCAAGGGGCGCAAGAAGCAGAUGCUCAGAGCUACUUUUACGUUUGGGGCUGGACCGAGGACGUGUAUAGGGAAGAACAUUAGCCUUCUGGAGAUUUAUAAAUUAAUCCCAUCCUUACUUUUGGUCUACAAAAUCGAGUUCGAGAACCCGGGACAGGAAUGGGCAACAACUAAUGCAUGGUUCGUGCGACAGAAAAAUAUGGAUGUGAAAUUGACCCGCAGCGAUAUAUAG
Molecule: messenger RNA, 1587 nt
Organism: Penicillium maclennaniae
Lineage: Eukaryota; Fungi; Ascomycota; Eurotiomycetes; Eurotiales; Aspergillaceae
Product: cytochrome P450
Exons: 5
Molecular function (GO): oxidoreductase activity, acting on paired donors, with incorporation or reduction of molecular oxygen; iron ion binding; monooxygenase activity
Source: RefSeq, a predicted model, not a curated record